CUGCUGAAUCGACACUUUUAGAUAUUAAAACUCUUCAAGGAGCAAAUUUCUUCACAGACCAUAUCAUUGAUUUGAAUUUGAAAAAAGAUAAAAUUUGUCUUUUAGAUCCAUCUGCAAAAGACAUUUUGAAACCUGAGGAUGGAAAUUAUUUUGAGAGUCUGGGGGAUUUGCAAAUGACAACUGAUACUGCCAUAAAUGUUACAAAAAGGGUUAUAGAAGACAAAGUUGCCAUUGACCAGAUUCCUUAUAUCGAUUUUCCUGAGAUAAAACUUAGUACAAAAGAAUCAGUGUCAACUUUACAAACAACAACAGACGAACUAAAACUAAACCUCGUACCAUUAUUACCCGAAGGAAUGAUUGAAUUGUUAAAAAAAGAUGGUGAUAUGGCAAAUGAUUUUUCUCUACUGCUCCAUGAAAAAAUGUUGAAUCCCAACAUCGCAGAACGAAAAGAUUGUAAAGGUGAAGAGAAAACCGAUACUGAAUUUUCAUCAACUUGCUGCUCGACCAUUUCA
This is a messenger RNA of Racocetra fulgida, 512 nucleotides long. The record is from the annotation of a GenBank genome assembly. NCBI's taxonomy places the organism in Eukaryota, Fungi, Glomeromycota, Glomeromycetes, Diversisporales, Gigasporaceae.